Messenger RNA from Merops nubicus (carmine bee-eater), 832 nucleotides. RefSeq names its product chromosome unknown open reading frame, human C8orf48 (gene CUNH8orf48). The transcript is spliced from 5 exons. NCBI's taxonomy places the organism in Eukaryota, Metazoa, Chordata, Aves, Coraciiformes, Meropidae. The annotation marks the transcript as partial. The record is from RefSeq and is a predicted model, not a curated record.
AUGGUUGCCUCAGCAGGCAUCGAGGGAAAGUGGCAGAUGGAGUCAAGCCAGAGUCACAGGAGCUCUGAUUUGGACUAUUCAGAAGAUACCUUUGAGUCCUUCAGUGAGGAGGAUGAAUCCUGCUGGCAGCAAGAGAGUGAUCCAUUGGAAUCGUGUCAUUCCAGAGAGGAUUCAGAGGGAUCUGCUGUGUCAGAUGUGCUGGGCAGCACAUCACAGUUGGCAGGCCAAAGCCACACAGAUGAGCAGUCUGGAGCAGUGGAUUCUGCAGCUGUAGAAGGAGCUGUCAUAGGAAAAUGGAUUCAUCUCCAAAAUCUAGAAGCUGGCGCCAAGCAGGACAAAUCCAUCAUCAAAACUCAGGGUGACCUGACAGGAUUUUUGGCUGGAGAAGGGGAUGCUCUCAGCUCUUUUUGCUCCCUCAAGAUAAGGAAGAUGCGGCGGCGGCUGCUCCAGGAGAGGGCUGAUGGUGCCAAGGCAAGAAAGCUGCAGCAGAGCUUCCCAGCAGAGCAACCCCACACCAGUGGCUUCAGCUGCCCUGUCCCUCACCAGCUGAUGAGCAGGCUCCUCCUGAAAAACAUCAGAGAGACUGUUCAACAGGUGAUAGAAACUCAAAUCCAUGAAUGUUCAGCGUGCCCUGACUGUCAGGAGAAGGAGGCAGAGCUGGCCAGGAUUGCCUUUCUCAGGCAAAAGAAGAUGCUAAUGGAAAGUGCUUUAAUCCAAGAGAAACUGGAAGAACAGAUUUACUCCACGGAUGUGCUUACACUUCUAGGAGAAACACUCAGAACCUUUCCCAAACCUUCUGAGGAUCCCAGGAGCUUAUGGCAAAGGCUGAAAG